AUGGCUCUAGCUGCCCUAUUCAGCCGUCGGCUCCCCGCCUUCACGUUGCCGCCACAGUAUCUACUCUUCGUCCAUCAAUUCCGGUCAGACGCCGCUCUGGAAGCUAUACGCAGGGCGUCCGAAAAUAAAACUCCGAACCUUGUCUUAUACAAUUAUCCCUCGUUCUCCGGCGCCUACGGUGCGCUGUUUGCGCACCUCUACCACACUCGACUAAACCUACCAUGCUUGAUUCUACCGUUCUCAGCAGUUGCACCUUUCAGGGUUGACGACUUAUGCAUUGAAGGAAUGAAGACAUGCUACUUUCUUGAUCUUAUAGGCCCAGAAGGCUUUGCAUUGGAACUGUCCGUGCGAACAUCAUCGAAGGUUAUUGUCUUCGAUCAUCGGAAAUCCGUGCUUCCUCGAAUUUCUGGAAGGGAAGAUUCUGAUACAAACAUCACAUUAUAUGUGAAUAUUGAGAGGAGUAGCUCGACUGCUGCAUUUGAAUACUUCUCUGCUAAACUUUUAGAGGAAAGAGAAGAUAGUGACGAGAGAAUGAGACUACUAAGCCUUGAAGACUGUGAGCGGGUAGAUAAAAUGCUCCAGUAUAUUGAAGAUGGAGAUCUUCGCCGGUGGAGUUUACCUGAUAUUAAAGAAUUUAAUGUUGGGCUAAGAGAGUGGCACUCAAAAUUUAAUUGCAUCACUAACUCGUGCAUGUAUCAACAGUUGAUGGGGAUCUGCGCUGCAGACUUGAUCGCGAGGGGAAGGACCCAUCUUGAUCGGCGGCUUACUGAUGCAAGGAAGUUGAUGAUUAAGAUUUUCAGAGUUCAUUUAGGACGAGGAUUUUAUGGGGAGUGUCUGGGAGUUCGAGCUGAUGGGGGCUCAGAUUUCAGUGAUGAAAUUGGAAAGGAACUCAGCCGAAUGAGUGCAGAAGCAGGGCUAAGGCCAAUUGGAGCUGUUGUAUACAUGCAGCAUAACAAUCUGAAAAUGUGCCUGAGGACCAUAGACAGUGGCACUGAUACAUCUGAAAUAGCAAAGGCAUAUGGUGGUGGAGGGUCUCCAAGCUCCAGCUCCUUUAUUAUUCGCAUGGAUGAGUACAAUCAGUGGCUUUCAGUUCAGUCUUCACCGAAACGGUAA
Messenger RNA from Striga hermonthica, 1113 nucleotides. The record is from the annotation of a GenBank genome assembly. Lineage: Eukaryota; Viridiplantae; Streptophyta; Magnoliopsida; Lamiales; Orobanchaceae.